ACUUGCAGCUAGAGAGCGAGCUGCAGGCAGUAGCCUAGCGGAGACGGGCCCGGGUGGGCAAGCGUACGGCCAUGGCCCCGUGGCUGCAGCUCUGCUCCUUCUUCUUCACUGUCAACGCCUGUCUCAACGGCUCGCAGCUGGCAGUGGCCGCGGGCGGCUCCGGCCGCGCGAGGGGUGCCGACACCUGUGGCUGGAGGGGAGUGGGGCCAGCCACCAGGAACAGCGGGCUUCACAACAUCACCUUCAGAUAUGACAACUGUACCACCUACUUGAAUCCCAUCGGGAAGCACGUGAUCGCUGACGCGCAGAACAUUACCAUCAGCCAGUAUGCUUGCAAUGACCAAGUGGCAGUCACCAUUCUUUGGUCCCCAGGGGCCCUUGGCAUUGAAUUCCUAAAAGGAUUCCGAGUAAUCCUGGAGGAGCUGAAAUCCGAGGGAAGACAGUGCCAACAACUGAUUCUAAAGGACCCCAAACAGCUCAACAGCAGCUUCAAAAGAACUGGAAUGGAAUCUCAGCCUUUCCUGAACAUGAAAUUUGAAACGGAUUACUUUGUAAAGAUUGUCCCUUUCCCUUCCAUUAAAAAUGAAAGCAAUUACCAUCCCUUCUUCUUCAGAACCCGGGCCUGUGACCUGUUGUUACAACCCGACAACUUGGCCUGUAAGCCCUUCUGGAAGCCUCGGAACCUGAACAUCACUCAGCACGGUUCUGAUGUGCAAGUGUCCUUCGACCACGCACCACAGACUUUUGGCUUCCGCAGCUUCCACGUUCACUAUAAGCUCAAGCACGAAGGCCCCUUCCGACGGCGGACCUGCAGGCAGGACCAGAAUACAGAGACAACCAGCUGCCUCCUCCAAAAUCUUUCUCCAGGGGAUUAUAUCAUUGAGCUGGUGGAUGACAGCAACACCACCAGGAAAGCGGCGCAGUACGUGGUGAAGUCAGUGCAGUCUCCCUGGGCGGGACCCAUCCGAGCUGUGGCCAUCACCGUGCCUCUGGUUGUCAUAUCCGCCUUCGCAACGCUGUUCACUGUGAUGUGCAGAAAGAAGCAACAAGAAAAUAUAUAUUCACAUUUAGAUGAAGAAAGCCCCGAAUCCUCCUCAUACACCGCGGUUCUCCCCAGAGACCGGCUCCGGCCGAGGCCCAAGGUCUUCCUCUGCUACUCCAGCAAAGACGGCCAGAAUCACAUGAACGUGGUCCAGUGUUUCGCCUACUUCCUGCAGGAUUUCUGUGGCUGUGAGGUGGCUGUGGACCUAUGGGAAGAUUUCAGCCUCUGCAGAGAGGGGCAGAGAGAAUGGGUCAUUCAGAAGAUCCACGAGUCCCAGUUCAUCAUUGUCGUGUGCUCCAAAGGCAUGAAGUACUUUGUGGAUAAGAAGAACUUCAGACACAAGGGAGGCAGUCGCGGCGCAGCGCAAGGAGAGCUCUUCCUAGUGGCCGUGGCCGCCAUUGCUGAGAAGCUCCGUCAGGCCAAGCAGAGCUCAUCAGCCGCGCUGAGCAAGUUCAUCGCAGUCUACUUUGACUAUUCCUGUGAAGGGGAUGUGCCCUGCACCCUGGACCUGAGCACCAAGUACAAACUCAUGGACAACCUUCCUGAGCUCUGUUCCCAUCUGCACUCGGGAGAGCAGGGGACGCUGGGGCGGCACCCGGGGCACAGCAGCAGGAGGAACUACUUCCGGAGCAAAUCGGGCCGCUCCCUGUACGUUGCCAUUUGCAACAUGCACCAGUUUAUUGAUGAGGAGCCUGACUGGUUUGAGAAGCAGUUUAUACCCUUCCAACGCCCCCCUGCGCACUACCGGGAGCCCGUCCUGGAGAAAUUUGACUCGGGUUUGGUUUUAAAUGAUGUCAUAAGCAAACCAGGGCCAGAAAGUGACUUCUGUCUAAAAGCUGAGGCUUCUGUACUUGGGGCCACUGGGCCAGCUGACUCUUACUCAUACCUGGAGAAUCAGCACGCAGGCCUGGACCAAGACGCCGAGGCUCCGCCCACCUGUGAUAGCAGCCCUGCCUUGCAGCCCCUGUUGCAUGCACUGAAAGCUGGCAGUCCCUCGGAUAUGCCACGGGACUCGGGCAUAUACGAUUCCUCUGUGCCCUCAUCAGAGCUGUCUCUGCCUCUGAUGGAAGGACUCUCCCCUGAUCAGAUAGAAACCUCUUCCCUGACCGAGAGCGUGUCGUCCUCCUCUGGCCUAGGUGAGGAGGACCCUCCUACCCUCCCUUCCAAGCUCCUUGCCUCUGGGAUGUCCAAAGGAGAACACAGUUGCCACAUUGGCUACGCCGAUGACCUCCAAGCGGUUGACCCUUUGUAAGGCCACGGAAGAAUCUAAGCAUUGCCACUUUAGCUGCUGUUCCUCGCUGGUUCCCUAGCUCACCUCUGUGGUCGUGCAGCCUGCUUGGAGCUGAGGGCUCACACGAGGAUAUCUGGAAUGAAAUUCUGGCUGGCGCUCGAUCCGUUCUGCUCCAGCCUUCUAACGGAGUACUGAGCGAAGUCUCCCAUUUCCCAAAAGCAUAUGGAACCCUGAAAGAAAGGCAUGUCUGUUAGAUCUGACUGCAGCUGUCCGUGGGAGGCCGAUCCUCGGAUCGGAGCCUGUUCUGAGUGGUAGAGGGGAAACAGGUCAAGGGAAAUGGGAAAGCACCGCACAGCCUGCUCUGGCUUCACUUGAACUCCGGCUGCUUAGACUCAGCAUGCUUUGUGGAAAAGCCCUCUGACAGCAUCCUGACAGCUAUGCAUGUCAAGUACCGCUGCGACCCAGGCUGUGCUGCAAGUGAUGUUUCCAUCCAUUUUGAUGUGGAGCUUACACUGUCCUGAGUGUUAAGUAAACUUUGAGUCCAAGGUCCAGACAAUGAACAUCCGACCAGUCACUUUUUGUAAAACAACUCUCUAUUACUGGGAAACAUGGCCAACUAGCACCGAAUCCCCCUACCUGUGGAGCAGGCUGACCAUCUUGACCUGUUCCCUGGGAACAUGAAACGGGUUGAUUAAUGUGCAGAAGGUGUCAGAACCUGGGCAUUUUCCCCGCAUUGAAGUAGCCAUCAUGUGGGAGCCACAGCCGUCUGUUUAGUUGCCUUGAGCUACAUUUACUGCUCUGUAAAUGUGGUGACGGCUGGACAGGGAGGACUGUUAUCCAUUACCCAGCUGGGCAGCAACAUUAUUGGAGUUUGUGGUCUAUAUUUCUGCUGGUGCUGUGUCUUGAAUGUUAGUGGUCAGAAUCCACUAAUAUGCGGUCGUGUAUGGGAGACGGUGGCCAGUUAAUCUGCUGGUUUUGACAAGUGACAAACCUCCUUUUCAGAAGGCAGAAAGGAGGGGAUUGUUACAAAAGUAAAUGUUCUAUUUUUUUAUGAAUGAGUCUUGUAUAGAAAUUCUGUUUCCAAAGGUAAAAUCUCUUCUCAUGCUGUACGUUAAUUCGAUGUAUUUAAUGAUGUGUCCGCCUCCUCCAUGGAAACCCUCACGCCUCGCCUGGCGCACUGUGUGAGCGUCCUUCUCCACUGUUAUCAUGGGUGCUGUUGGAUUUUGGCAGCCUAUUUUCUCAGCAUCCUGUCAGGAACUAUUGAUUUUUCUAAUCCCUCCACCAGACUGGACCGGCAUUAAGGGUGUUGCUGAGGAAGAUGCCCAGGUCGGGUGUGGAGGUGAGAUGGGCGGGGAUUUUCCUUCUGGGCACCUUUUCCGUGAGGAGAGAAGAGAAGCCUCAGUUCCUGCUGAGGAGCGGUUUGUCUGUAGUUUGGAUGAAAGCAUCCUCUCCCGGCUUUCCCUGCUUUCCCUGUUCUCCCUGCUCUCCCUGCACAGGCAGCUGGCAGCCUCUCAGGAGAACGUGCUCCUGUGUUCUCUGGCAGAGAACAGAGCAGCUGCUCUGGGCAAGCUGUGAGCUGGUCUCGCCGUAAAACCAGGCCUCUCUGCAGAGGCGCUUGUGCCAUAUUAUCACUGUGGAAUCCAGACUGAGCGGACAGAGUUCCCACCUCCACGGGGCUCUCCUUGCCGAGCUCAGUCUUGGCAUUCAUUCUGUGAGGGAGAUUGGUGGGUCCACAUUGCUAAUGUAUGACCGUUCCCUGGGAACAUCAUCAGAGAAUUUUUUUUCUCUUUUUAAAUUGAGGCCAAGAAAUAUUUUAUGUCCCUCCAAAGAGCCAUUAGAAACCACAUUUAGGAUAGAUACUCAGCUCUGCGUACAGAAUGUGGGGUCUCUGUGAGUACCCAGGAGCAGCGUGGGGCUUUUUAUGGCUUAGCAUUAGCUGGAUCCCAGGCCCAGGCAGAGAGCUCUGCGGAAUUCAGAUGAGAAAAUUGGAGGGAAGUCCUGCAAGCCAUCUAGCUUGCUAGUCCAAAAAAUCAGGGUCAGGUGAUGUUUUUGUUUGUAUUUAGUUAUCGGGUGCUUUUAUUUUGACACACAAGUGUUUCUUAUCAAAAGAGCCAGAUUCUAGCAUGCCAGGCAAUAAAACAACAGCAGGGUUGCUUAAUCCAGAAGGAGAGGAGCGUGGGUGGAGCCCCCUCCCCAUACACCUCAUCGCUGAGCCAGGAAUGAGAACUGCCUUGCAGGUGAAGGCUUGGCCCUAGUUCUGAACAGAGCUGCAGUCUCUGACUCUGAAUUGCCCCGUGGAAUAGAAUAGAGAAAGGUUCUGACAAGGCGCCAGCUUUUUGAUGGCUGUGGGGAACCGAGGUUGGGGCUGAGAGCGAAUGGUUUGUGGAGAAAUAGACCACGCCCACUGGAAGGGAGGCCAAAGGCGAGGCAGGAGUGCUGAGGAGGCCAGAGUACCAGGAAACCAAGAAAGUAGUUGACCUGUGUUUAUGAGUGUCCCACAAGUGCUUCUGAUGCAUCUGACUGACCCAGAGGUGAGUCAGAAACGUAGCUCGCCUGCCCUUGAAGCCCAGACUCACCACGUCAUAGUGGUACAUGUUGCUAAUUUUCUUGACAACCUUUAGUGGCAGGUCCUCCGACUUUUACGUAAGUACCUAAGUAGGAAGCUGUUCCCCCAAAGUGCGGGGUUGCAGGAGCUUUUCAGAAGGAAUAGGGAAGCUAUAUUCCUGGAGGUGAACCGACACACCCUCGCUCCAGGAAGAAAGGGAAAGUCCCUAGCUACCUCAACCCAAGAGAACAUUCUGCCAUUAUUGAGAAAAGAUAGGCAAUGCCAACGUGAAGGUUUCUAGUCUUUUUUAAAAAAAAAAUCCUCUGUUGUUGGGGAUGACUGCUGGUAAUUGGCAAAGUUUGUGUUUUCUGGGGCACCAGUAUACCUGGGUAUAAGAAAAAGAGUAACAUAGCACCUUGGGGAGACACAAUAGGGCAUGGUGACGACUGGAGCAAACCAAGGCCCCUUGUCCAGCCUUGAGGAGAGAACAUUCCAGAUGAGUGUCUCGAUACAGUAUUCCCUGGGCUUCUUGGUUUUCAAGAAGCUGAGAAUGUCUCAUUUUGAAGCUGUUAAUGUCUACUGCUGGCAAGACAGCUCAGCAAGUAAAAGCACUUCCAAAACAAACCCAGGCAACCUAAGUUUAGUCCUUGGAACCCACAGUGGAAGGAGAGAGAAUGUAUUCAUGUAUCUGUGUAUACACAUGCACACCACCAAAAUCGCAUGCAACAACAACAAAAAACAAAAUAAGCCAAACAUCACUGAUGAAACUUUGGAAAUUACUAAAGUGAACCCAGGACCAACAGAACAUGUAGAUAAAUCUAAUUUUGCACAAUGGCUGCCAGGUUGUGAAUUGUGCUUUGUAUGAUGGGCAGUGAAAACCACCCGCAGUAAUUGUGCUUCUGUGGAGCCCUGAGAAAAGCUGUCUUAGCCCUAUCCUUCAAACAAACUUGAUGAUUUUGCUUCUUAAAACAGGGUCUUGUGUAGCCCAAGCUAGCCCUAAACUCCUGAUACUUCCCUUUCUGGUAUGCACCAUGACACACAGCCUUAAUAUGAUUCUUAAUGCAUUUUAAACAUUUUGAGCCGGGCAGUGCACACCAUUAAUUGCAGCACUUGGGAGGCGGAGGCAGGUGGAUUUCUGAGUUCAAGGCCAGCUAGGUCUACAGAGUGAGUUCCAGGACAGCUAGGGCUAUACAAAGAAACCUUGUCUCAAAAAAAAAAAAAAAGGAUUAAAAAAGGUUUUUUGAUAGUGUCUUUUAUAUUUCAUAAUGUCUCAAGAGAAAGGCAGGUCAGCCGUUUUUUGUUGUUGUUGUUGGUAGUGGUGGUGGUUUUUCGAGACAGGAUUUCUCUGUAGACCAAGCUGGCCUCAAACUCAGAAAUCUACCUGCCUCUGCCUCCCAAGUGCUAGGACUAGAGGUGUACGCUGCCUCCGCCGCCACCACCACCAUCAUCCUGCUGCUGUUGAUUUCAAAGUCAGAUCUAUAUCGUCCUAUAUUUAAAAAGAAAAAAAGCAGGCAACAGUUGCAUUUAAACCCCUAGACUUUAGGGCCUUAUUUAUAGUUUAGUUCUACUUGUCGUCAUGAUCUGUGUGUGUGUGUGUGUGUGUGUGUGCAAUUCUGAGCUCCUGCCAGGGUGUUAUUAGGAGAAUGUAUUUGGGGACGAUAGCAAGGCUCUCCCGGAGUCUUUCAUACUGGGUUUUGCCAUCUUCCUUUCGCUGCAGUCUGGGACUGGCUCUUCUGGAGGAAUGCUAUAGGAGGUGGAGAAAAGCCUUUCUAUUGUUGAGAUACCAGGUGUCCCCAUGGUGUUUGGCCACCCUUGUCAUAUCACCACAUUUCCAGACCCAAGGGGGAAAGUCGGCCAAGGGAGAGCUAGCUGUAAGCGGUUGGGUUGGUUCUGUUCCAGUUUUAGAACUCGGUGGCGAAGAAAGACUGAGCUCACCCGGCACGUUCCCUCCUCCUCCGUGGCUCAAGACAGGCUGUGCUUGAGUUGUUCCAGGGUUGGUUCCAUACCGGUUUUAGAACUCGGUGGCGAAGAAAGACUGAGCUCACCCCGCACGUUCCCUCCUCCUCCUCCGUGGCUCAAGACAGGCUGCGCUUGAGUUGUUCCAGACACACCGCUGAGACUCUGGCUCUUCAGCGGAGGGGAUUCUGUAACCUCCCUGCUGAUCAGAUGGUUCUUUGUAUGUCUUCCUUGCAGAAAUUCAAACCAGCUUGCUUUUGUCUACAGCAUAGAGGAGAGAGAACAGCUGGUCACCUUCCCAGCAUUGAAAACUGCAGUGAGGUCAUCCCCUGGUGGUUCCCCCUGCCCCCCAGUAGUAAAUAAUCCCACCCACUUAAGGACUUUCGCAGCUCUUGUGCUCUGGGGGCUUAAUGAGUUUCACCACUCUUCUCAGCCCCACACUCAGUUCUGUUUAUCUGAAUGGCGCCCAGGCCCUGUUGGCUUGGGUGCCGCCUGACAACUGUGCUCCAGUUAGGAUUGCAGGGAGAUUGUGCUGGCCCACUGCUCUCGCCGCAUAAAAAUAUCAUGGCACUCUGAAAAACAUCAUACCACGGCGGGCGUUCAAUUAGAACACCACUUGUCCCCUCGGUGGUGGUCCUUUCUCUUGUGGUUUAUUCUCUCCCACGGGUGAACGGCCCGUGCUUAUUCCUGAUUUGUCUCUGUCUUCUUAAUCUGCAGACACUCUUUAACGCCAGCGCCUGCCUACCUUCUGAAUGGCAGCUACCCCACACACCAACCUGGGGUUCUAGUUUUACCUCUCUCUAGACUUGACCUGUAUUUUGUGAAUCGUAUAUUGUUUAAAUGUUGCAUACUUCACCAGAACCUCUGGCAAGGUGAGGCCAGAGGUGUCCAAGUGCCACCUUCCCACUUGCUGUUGGGGACUAAUUUCCAAACACCUUUGAAUGCCUCAAGGAGGGCCUCUGGAGACUUUUGGCCAGUUGCCUUCUUUCUGGCCCCUUGGCUCAUCCUUGAUACUUACCAGGGACCACAGAUACCUCCAGGCCCCGCCCCCUCUCCUCCAGGGCUGCAUCCACUGAUACCUCCAGGCCCUGCCCCUCCUCCAGGGCUGCGUAUCUCUCAGUUAAACACUGAUCAGUACAGGCAAGAGCCAGACAGAAGCAAUCAUCCCGACUGGAAAGCUAAUAUUUACAUCACAUGGACUCUGGCAGGAAGAGAAGGAGGAGGGGCGGCCCUGUGUGGCUACCACUGGAUUAUAUUCAUUGUGUUCACCUGUUUUUUGUUUUUUUAAAUCCAUCUUUCUUUCAAGCAUGUCAAGUUUGGACAGUAACAAAAACUUCUGUACAAACGCAAAGUGGUCACUUUGAGAGUAGCUUUGGUUUUCCUGAUCUGUUUAAAGACAAAAGUGUUUUUACUGUGGAAGCUUCCAUGUUAAGGAGGAAGACCCGUAGGCACAGUGAGGACUAGUGCCGUGGUUCUGUUUUAUAUAGGUUUGGCCUUUCUGGGAUUUUUGGCAGAAUGGUAAAGCACUGACAGCCUGUAGCACUGUGCCAUAGUUUUACAUUGGAGAUACUGGUGGUAUAUUGUGGUAUAUUUGACUGUACAAACUUUGUAAAUAGAUGAUAUAGAAAGUCAUGGCUGACAUUUGUAAGAUGCUUUUGUACCUUAGAAUUUUCUACAUCAAAUA
Messenger RNA from Apodemus sylvaticus (European woodmouse), 8458 nucleotides. It is a transcript of the gene Il17rd, whose product is annotated as interleukin 17 receptor D. Lineage: Eukaryota; Metazoa; Chordata; Mammalia; Rodentia; Muridae. The record is from RefSeq and is a predicted model, not a curated record. Gene Ontology annotation, molecular function: protein binding; interleukin-17 receptor activity. Bases 72 to 2294 code for a protein of 740 amino acids. The transcript is spliced from 13 exons.